This is a messenger RNA of Penicillium chermesinum, 1383 nucleotides long. RefSeq lists its product as uncharacterized. The transcript is spliced from 2 exons. The coding region runs from base 1 to 1383 and encodes 460 amino acids. The record is from RefSeq and is a predicted model, not a curated record. Lineage: Eukaryota; Fungi; Ascomycota; Eurotiomycetes; Eurotiales; Aspergillaceae.
AUGGAGUCCCAGAUGUGCUACGAUGACGUCGCAUGGGAGCAAUCCGAUGACAUUUCUGAUAAUUGGCUAUCCCAGUUUCUGGAUAUCAACAUCAAAAGACCUAUCGCUCAGUUUAUCCUGAAGCAUGACUCCGGAGAUGAUCCUGAGUUUAAAAUUCUUCAAAAGGGAUCGUUCAAUAUCACAUUACAAAUGAAGUAUACAUAUGGCGCGACAAAUAUUCGAUUUCCACAGCCUGGGGCAGUUCUGUUUCCCGAAGAAAAGGUCCAGAAUGAAGUGGCUGUCAUGCGAUAUAUCUCGGACCAAACAUCAGUCCCGAUUCCCUUCGUUCUGCAUUCUGGCACACAGAAAGAGAGCCCCCCUCAGCCUAGGCCCGUUUAUCAUGAUGAGCCAUAUUGCCCAUUCAACGACCAUCUUGACAAGCUAUACAGGCAACUGGCAAUGGUCCUCCUUGAUCUUUCCAAGCCACAGUUUCAACGAAUAGGGUCUCUAAGCCAAGUGGAUGACUUCACCUGGAAGGUGACUGGCCGACCAUUAUCAAUGAACAUGAACGAGCUUGUGCGUUUGGGAACAUUGCCUCGAUCGAAAUUACCACCGCAAUUUAGCACUUUUCAGACUGCAUCAUCAUAUAUUGAAUAUUUGGCGCAGCUCAACAUUCUACAUUUGAUAUAUCAAAGGAAUGAUGCAGUAAAGUCUGCAGAUGACUGCCGUCGGAAAUACGUGGCAAGGCUGCUGUUUCACAAGCUUGCCAAAGACAAAAAAUUGUCUCAAUCAUGCCACGAGAAUGGACCAUUCAAACUCUGGUGUGAUGACUUCCGGCCGGCGAACAUCCUGCUUCAUGAUGACCUCACUAUUGCUGGUAUAGUGGAUUGGGAGUUCACAUAUGCAGCGCCACUGGAGUUCUCGUAUGCGCCACCCUGGUGGCUCCUCAUCGAAAAACCUGAAUUCUGGCGGGAGGGCCUUGAUGGCUGGACAAGGGUAUUUGAACGCCGUCUAGAAACAUUCCUCGCCGCAAUGAGACAUUGUGAAGAAAUGGCUUCCCAGCAAGGCCAGUGCCGCCUGUCGGAGAAAAUGCGACAAAGCUGGGAGACUGGCGACUUCUGGGUAGUUUAUGGCCUUUUGCACAGCUUUGCUUUUGACGCAAUCUAUUGGCAAAAGAUUGACCGGCGUUUUUUUGGGCCCACAAAGACCAAUGACCCAAAUGAGGCAUGGAAAGAGCGAUUAUACCUACUAGAUCAAGACCAAAGACGUGACAUGGAACGACUAGUGACUUCUAAGCUUGCAGAGAUGGAAGAAAGGGUCUUGGCAUGGGAUCCGGAUGAAUAUACCGAAAAUUUUCGCCAACAAUUGAAGAUGGCGAGAGCGGAGAAGUUGGGGGUGGAUUAA